ACGUGCCUGAUUGAACAAUUUUGCACAUCCAGAGAGGAGAUUGCAGCAGCUAUGUAACAUUUCAAAUUAUGGAGUGUUCCUGGAAAACUGUCUUUGUUCUGGUGUGUGCUUCCCUGGGGAUCCAGUACACAGCCAUCCGCUCCUUGAAAGCCACUAUCAACUCUGAUUGCCAUGGGACACAGAGUGGGACACACUGCCAGCACAGCCACCUGAGAGGUAAUGCUUCCAAAACUUUAUGCAAGCUGCUAAAUCAAGAGCAAAUCCACGACAGAAAGCACAUCCUUAUUUUUGCAACCACCAGGAGCGGAUCAUCAUUUAUGGGACAGCUAUUCAAUCAACAUCCCGGUAUUUUCUACCUGUUUGAGCCCCUCUACCACGUGCAACAAGUCUUCACCAAUGCCAGUGGCAGGAUCAGAAACGCUCUGGAUAGGCGAGCGCUCCUUGGGGCACACAGGGAUUUGCUUAGCAACCUGUAUGACUGUGAUCUGAAUUUCUUAGAGAAUUACAUGAAGCCGAUGCCCAAGGACCAUGAGACCACCAUGUUUUUCCGAAGGGGGGCCAGCAAUGCGCUGUGCGAACCGCCAGUAUGUGCUUCGUACUGGGACUCAAGGGAAGUCGAGGAACACCUUUGCGCUAGAAAGUGCAAGUCGCUGAACCUCACUCUGGCAUCGCAGGCUUGUCAGAAGCGAUCGCACGUGGCCAUCAAAACGGUUAGAAUUCCCGAAAUCAAAGAUCUUCGGUUGCUCACGGAGGAUCCCAGGCUAAAUCUGAAAAUCAUCCACCUUGUCCGGGAUCCCAGGGGGAUACUUACAUCAAGGAUGGGAACUUUCACAGAUCAUUUCAGGUCGUGGAAAAUCUGGAACGCUACAGGCCGCAAACCGCACAGUGUGGAUCUUUCUCAAAUCACAAUGACCUGCAAAGAUCUCUCCAACUCAGCCGAGACUGGGCUCAGCAGACCUGCUUGGCUAAAGGGCAAAUACAUGCUUGUGAGGUAUGAAGAUCUGGCCAGAGAACCCUUUAAAAAAGCGAAAGAAAUCUAUAACUUCAUUGGCCUGGAUAUAGAUAGUAACGUUAAGAAGUGGUUACUCCACAACACCAAUGGAAGUAGCACUGCCACGGGAAAUUACAAAUAUACCACGACAAGGAACUCAACAGCGACAGCAGAGAGAUGGAGAUUAAAUCUCUCUUUUGAUAUUGUUCAAAUGGUCCAAAACCUGUGUAAUGACACACUAACCCAACUUGGCUACAGGCAGGUAGAUUCAGUGAAAGAAUUGCGGAAUGUCUCUUAUAGUUUAGUUGAAUCCAGGACAUUUGUGCCAUUCCUGUAGUUCAAUCCUUUAUAGGAUCAGAAAACCAAUUUUUCUCC
Molecule: messenger RNA, 1366 nt
Organism: Callorhinchus milii (elephant shark)
Lineage: Eukaryota; Metazoa; Chordata; Chondrichthyes; Chimaeriformes; Callorhinchidae
Product: Carbohydrate sulfotransferase 1-like
Exons: 4
Coding region: 69-1328 (419 amino acids)
Biological process (GO): keratan sulfate proteoglycan metabolic process; carbohydrate metabolic process; N-acetylglucosamine metabolic process
Cellular component (GO): Golgi membrane
Molecular function (GO): N-acetylglucosamine 6-O-sulfotransferase activity; keratan sulfotransferase activity
Source: RefSeq, a predicted model, not a curated record